GAAGGGCUGGGUCUGGGAUCAUCCCUGGAACUGGCCCAGCAUCCCAGAUGCUCUGGUGCCUUCUCUGGUUUCCUCUGAGUCAGACUCUCCGUGUCGCUCCCCGGCCCCCUCCCCGCUGGGAAAGACGAGAUGAGACCAGAGAGCACCUGAGCCCAGACGCCGAGGGGCCUGUGCCCCCUGCUCCAUGCACAGCGCUGUCCCGGCCACAGUGGCCCCACAGUCUCCAGGAGCCUGGGCUCAGCUCCGCGGGCUCUGCAUCCUUGUGCAGGGUGAAGGACAGGCCCCUGCUGUGCUGCGCGGCUGCCAGCAGCACGUCGUGGAGGGGCAGCAGGGCCCGCUCACGCUGAGCUCUCCCUGCAGGUGCGGGACGGCAGGGAUGAGGAGCCGGCAGCGGGUGUUUGCGGCGGCGAUGCGCCUGCUGCUCCGGUGCCUGCGGCUGGGCCGGCGGCGGCGCUGCACGCUGGUGCGGCAGGCGGAGCAGCUCUGGCGCUACGGGCACCUCUGCCUCCGCUCCCUGCUCUACAACUCCUUCACCAACGGCGACGUGGUGCUCGACUCCCUCUUCGAGCCCGUCUACUGGCUGGUGGACCACGUCACCCGCUGGUUCGGCGUGACCUACACGCCUGCCUGGAUCUGCUGGCACCUCGCCUACGGGCACUGGAACCUCAUCAUGAUCGUCUUCCACUACUACAUGGCCAUCACCACCUCACCCGGGCACCCACCGCAGGCCAAGGACGAUCUCACCGGCGUCUCCAUCUGCAGGAAGUGCAUUGCUCCCAAGCCUGCUCGCACCCACCACUGCAGCAUCUGCAACAGGUGUGUGCUGAAGAUGGACCACCACUGCCCCUGGCUAAACAACUGUGUGGGCCACUACAACCACCGCUACUUCUUCUCCUUCUGCCUGUUCAUGACCAUGGGCUGCAUCUACUGCAGCAUCAGCGGCUGGGAGAUGUUCCGGGACGCCUAUGCAGCCAUCGAGACGUACUACCAGACCCCACCACCCACCUUCUCCUUCCGCCAGCGAGCCUUCCACAAGAGCGUGGUCUACGUCUGGGUCCUGUGCAGCUCGGUGGCGUUGGCCUUGGGUGCUCUGACGCUGUGGCACGCUGCCCUCAUCACCCGCGGGGAAACCAGCAUCGAGCGGCACAUCAACAAGAAGGAGAGGCAGAGGCUGCAGAAGAAGGGCAAGCUCUUCAGGAACCCCUACAGUUACGGCAGCUGGGAUAACUGGAAGGUGUUCCUGGGUGUGGACAUGCCAAGGUAAAGACACAGGGAUGCCCCUGCCCGGGAAGGCGGUGGCUCAGCGGCACAUGGGGGUGUUGGGACACUGGGGGUCUCCUUGAGCAGAGCAGGACAGCAACCAUCCUGUGCUGGGCACUGCUCCGGGCUUUGCAAGGCACAGAGCACCUGGGCAUCAGCUGUAUUGUGGCUCCUCAGCCCUGCCCUGUGGCAGGUUCUGGUGUACCCAGCACCCCUGCGCCAAGAGAGUCCUGGUGGAGGAGCUCAGUCAGCAUCACAUCUCAGGGCUGCGGCUCACAGCCCUGGCUUCACUCUGCAGAGCUGAGCAGCACCAACACACUUCAGUAUGUUUGCUGUGGCCUCACUCCUGUCUCCACAGGCACUGGCUCACCCGUGUCCUGCUGCCCUCUCCUCACCUGCCCCACGGGACAGGCCUGAGCUGGGACCUGCCUCCCUGCGUGGCUGAGCAGCACGCACCGCUCCUGUCCAUCUGAGGCACGGGUGCUGUGGACAUCCCUCCCUGCGGGCAGGGGAGCACCCAGGGGACCCGCUCCGCCACUGCAGCGGAGUCCUUCCGCCUUGGAUCCGAGCAUGAGGCAGAAGGUGGGUGCUGGCACACAUCGCUCACCGGAGCCACAGCAAAUAGUGGACAAUGCUGGUGCACGGACGCUGCUCUCCGGGCUCCCUGGUGGCUGCAGGCAGCCCUGGGAAAGGCGGCAGGGCUGCUGCACCCUGCCCCAGCCGAGGGGGCUGCCCUCACAGCACAGGCACUGUGUGUAUGGUACCAGCGGGGUGCGGGCCAGCACACAGCAGGGCUCGGCUCUCCGGCAGGGCUGGGCACAGAGGAUGCACCCCUGGCCCUGAGCACGCCCCAGGAGCCUUUUUAAGACCAUCCAAUAAAUAUUGUUUUUUAAA
Molecule: messenger RNA, 2154 nt
Organism: Strigops habroptila (Kakapo)
Lineage: Eukaryota; Metazoa; Chordata; Aves; Psittaciformes; Psittacidae
Gene: ZDHHC16
Product: zinc finger DHHC-type palmitoyltransferase 16
Exons: 8
Coding region: 185-1264 (359 amino acids)
Biological process (GO): protein palmitoylation
Cellular component (GO): Golgi apparatus
Molecular function (GO): palmitoyltransferase activity
Source: RefSeq, a predicted model, not a curated record